Molecule: messenger RNA, 1359 nt
Organism: Pomacea canaliculata
Lineage: Eukaryota; Metazoa; Mollusca; Gastropoda; Architaenioglossa; Ampullariidae
Product: complex I intermediate-associated protein 30, mitochondrial-like
Exons: 4
Coding region: 168-1067 (299 amino acids)
Biological process (GO): mitochondrial electron transport, NADH to ubiquinone; mitochondrial respiratory chain complex I assembly
Cellular component (GO): mitochondrion
Source: RefSeq, a predicted model, not a curated record
AAACAAUUCAACCUUCCUCAGAGGAGAGCGUACCGUUCGAAGAAAAAAAAAAAAGGACAACCACGGACUUCCACACUAACCGAAGGCUGUGAAGACGACGCUGUUAUUAGAUAGAAUGCAGCCUCAUACUUCUUAAAUUAUCAUACCAUAAACACUGAUCCAGGAACAUGGCCCAAGGUGUGUGUAGAUAUGCAAGCAUUAUGAAUGGUGCACGGCAAGUGCUUUUUCAUCAUAGGAUUCACAAAGUUUUCAAACAACAUCUUGUCUGCAUAAGUGUUUGGGAAAAGGACAAGAAAGGUGGCAACAGAAAACCUUAUCCAGUUUCCCACAUAGAAAUGAUAAAAGAUGGACUGAAGAUGAUGGGUCCAGAAAUGAAAAAGUUUGGUGAUGAAAUGAAACAUAAAUUCCGUGCAGAUCCAUUUGUUAAUAUAAAUGAUGGUGAUUAUGAAUACAUAUGGAAAUUCAAUGAUCGAAAGAGAGUUGAGGAAUGGAUCGUAAGUUCAGACCAUGAUAACAACGAGGGUCAGAGCAAAGCAAAUCUGACUUUUUCCACAAACAACACAGCUCUCUUCCAUGGCUAUCUCUCCCAGCAAGUUCCUAAAGAUGGAGUAGUCAAACGCACAGGCUAUUGUAACAUCCGUUCUCCAACUAAAUUUCUGUCAUUUAAGCGGGAAGAUAAUCAUGACUGGAGCUGUUUCACCCACCUUUUGAUGCGUGUGCGAGGUGAUGGUCGUCCAUAUAUGGUGACAAUAAGCAUGGACCGGUUUUUUGACAUAAACUGGUUUGAUCAGUACCACUACACACUCUUUACUAGAGGUGGACCAUACUGGCAGAUAGCUAAGAUUCCGUUCUCCAAGUUUUACGUCACAAGCAAAGGCCGUAUCCAGGACAAGCAAGAACCUAUUCAACUGGAACGCAUCACUCAUUUGAGUAUCACAAUUGGUGAUGGGAACGAAGGACCUUUUUACCUGGAAAUAGAUUAUAUUGCCUGCAUGUUUGAUGAAAACCAUAAAGAGGCAUUUGCCUAUGAAUCUUAUGUCACUGAUCCUGCUCAUGUAAACACAUAGAAGGAAAAAAAAUGGCUGUAACCGUAGUUUGUGAAUACAUUUUUUUCAGAUUUAGGGUGGGUUGAUGAAUGUACAAGUCCUUGCAUGCAUAUGUGGACAUGCAAGCAUGUAGAUUCAUACAUAAAUAUAUAUGUGUGAUAUGUACAUGUCAAUUCACUUUGUACAGAAACUCUUACCAGUGGAUUUACUUAGUACUGGAAUUGAAUGCAAAGAAUAGUUAAUAAGUUUAUUACACAGAGAGAAAAAUUAACCAUAGCAAUCGCUAUUGGAAUAAACUGUUUUUAUGAAAACA